AGCACAGAUCUCAGGUUAUAAAUAUAUCCCAUAUUGAGCUACAUAUCAUCAACCUUUCAUUGGUAUAAGUUCCAUAGCUAUAACUUCCAAUGGCUUCAACAGAAGGGCUUCAAGCAUAUGAAGAAGAGAAGCUCCUUCUGUCCCUUCCCAAAGAGAAGGGUUGGGCAGCACGCCAUCUCUAUCUCUUUCAAGAUUUUUGGUGUCCAUCAAAUUUUAUCGAAGGUGUAAACAAUUUUCAAAAGCACUUUCAGGCAAAAGACAGUGAUGUUAUUGUUGCCAGCUUUCCAAAAUCAGGUACUACUUGGUUGAAAGCCCUUACUUUUUCUAUUGUCAACAGAAAACGUUUCUCAUCUUUUGAUAAUCAUCCAUUACUCACUUCCAAUUCACAUGAACUUGUUCCUUUCCUUGACUUCAUCUUUCAUGGUGAUAACAUCCAACACAAGCUUUCUUACCUCUCCAAUAUGACUGAACCAAGAGUUUUUGGUACUCACAUUCCAUUCCCCUCCCUUUCCAAGUCAAUUAAAGAGUCCAACUGUAAGAUAAUUUAUAUAUGCAGAAAUCCAUUUGACACUUUUGUUUCAUUUUGGAUCUUCGCCAAUAAAAGUAAUCCAGACUCUCUGCAUAAACUGACAAUGGAAGAAGCCCUAGAAAACUACUGCAAGGGAAUAAUAGGGUUUGGUCCGACUUGGGAACAUAUGUUAGGUUACUGGAAAGAGAGCAUAGCAACACCAAACAAGGUUCUGUUCUUGAAAUAUGAAGAACUCAAAGAAGAUAUAAAUUUUUACGUGAAAAGAGUUGCAGAAUUCUUGGACUGUCCUUUCACAGAAGAAGAGGAAAGUAACGGAGUGAUUGAAAGCAUAAGCAACUUAUGCAGUUUCGAGAAAAUGAAGAAUCUAGAAGUGAAUAAAUCUGGAACAUUUGACAGGAACUUCGAGAAAAAAUACUUAUUUCGGAAGGGUGAAAUAGGAGAUUGGGUAAACUACUUUUCCCCAGCUAUGAGAGACAAAUUAUCCCAAACCAUGGAAGAAAAAUUAGGUGGAUCUGGUCUUUCCUUUAAAACGUAUUCUUAAUAUAUAUAUAUAUAUAUAUAUAUAUAUAUAUAUAUAUAUAUAUAUAUAUAUAUAUAUAUAUAUAUAUAUAUAUAUAUAUAUAUAUAAUGUGAUCUGAUUGUGACUUCUGAUUGUAUUGUGUGAAGAGGCAUCCAUGUGUUCCAGAGACAAGUGGUGCCUUUUUAUUAUUUAGGUUUAGCCUGUGUUAAAUUUAAGUUUCUUGUUUGUGUCCAUGUACUUUGUCUUCAAUAUUUUGGGAAAUUCUAAAGUAAUUCCAGAUUCCUAUUA
This is a messenger RNA of Vigna angularis (adzuki bean), 1337 nucleotides long. RefSeq names its product cytosolic sulfotransferase 15. NCBI's taxonomy places the organism in Eukaryota, Viridiplantae, Streptophyta, Magnoliopsida, Fabales, Fabaceae. The coding region runs from base 90 to 1070 and encodes 326 amino acids. The record is from RefSeq and is a predicted model, not a curated record. Gene Ontology annotation, biological process: sulfation. Gene Ontology annotation, cellular component: cytoplasm. Gene Ontology annotation, molecular function: sulfotransferase activity. The transcript has a single exon.